GACAGAAGUUACAUGGAGUUCUACAAGAAGUUUGAAGACAAGAAUCGAGUUGUUCAUCCACAGCCCCCCAUACCCUCGACAAGACAAAAGUACUUUUGCGCACGUACAGGGACACAUGUUAAGUGCAAACUGAUCUACAUGCUUGACGUCAACACCACCAUCGUACAUAAACGCUACGGGAAGCACAGAAUGAUCAUCACGAGCCAGAACAAGUGCAAAAUCAUCAGCCAAGUCCUCGUCGACGACUACUUCACUUCGCCGUCUGGGAAGCCGAGGUUCAGGGGCUUGAUAUACGUUGUUCAGUUCGAUGAUACGGGAACGCGCAGUGUCUUCACGUACGAAAAUGGGUUUUGGCAGCUGGCGUUUCGGAGCCAGCAUGGCAAGUAUAUGGAGUAA
Messenger RNA from Pseudomassariella vexata, 396 nucleotides. RefSeq lists its product as uncharacterized. The transcript has 2 exons. Bases 13 to 396 code for a protein of 127 amino acids. Lineage: Eukaryota; Fungi; Ascomycota; Sordariomycetes; Amphisphaeriales; Pseudomassariaceae. The record is from RefSeq and is a predicted model, not a curated record.